UCUAAUACCUCAAUUUCCCCUCUCCUCUGCAACCUUCCUCCCCUGCCCUGAAAAACCUCUGCAUCAUUUCUCCCCUGUAAACGCCUUCCACACUUCGUACAACCCACCUGCAUUCGAAUCCAAUCCACGGCCUGCAACUUGUUCUUUCUUUCUCCCCUGUUUCCGUCUCUUCAGCUCCGUGAGAUAGCUGCGAAUCCUGUUCUCUACUCUCCCUCAUCAUCCAUCAAUUUCAUUCCAUUGAUCUAAUUUUGUGUGUGUUCCACUCUGGCUCCCGUCCUUCCUCUGCCUUAGCUCAACUUCUAUAAAAACCCUUCCAAGUAUGUAAGCUUCACUUUUUCCUCUACAAUUCACUAAACCCACCAAAAAAAACCCCAAAAAAAGUUUCUUUGUUUUAUGUUUAUGCAUCGAUUCUAGUUGUAGCCAUCGUUUGGAUCGUGGCAAAGGUCGAGAUUAUCACUCCGUAGAGAGACCAUCAUAAAAACCUUCAAAUUAUGUAAUCUCGGUUCAUCUUAGUACCCACCAAUCCCAUAAAAAAAACCCAAAAAAAUUUAUUUAGUUUCCAGUAUCAAAAAAGAAAAAGAAAAAAAGAGGUCGGAGGAGGGAAGAAGGAUGCCGGAAUCGGAAGGAGGGACGCCGGUGGCGUCUGCGCCGGCGACGCCGGGGACUCCGGGGGGUCCCCUGUUUUCGGCGCAGAGGGUGGAUUCGCUGUCGUACGAUCGGAAGUCGAUGGCGGCGAGAUGCAAGUGCUUGCCGGUGACGGUGCCAGCGUGGAGUCAACCCGACACUCCCACCUGCUUCACUGAUUUCCCCACUCCCGAUAUUUCGCUCACUCGCAAGCAGCUAGGAGCGGAGUUCGUGGGAACAUUCAUACUGAUCUUCGCGGCGACGGCGGGGCCCAUAGUGAACCAGAAGUACGCCGGCGCCGAGACCCUGAUCGGCAACGCGGCCUGCUCGGGCUUAGCCGUGAUGAUCAUCAUCCUGUCGACGGGCCACAUCUCGGGGGCCCACCUGAACCCGUCGCUGACCAUCGCGUUCGCCUUCCUCCGCCACUUCCCGUGGGUCCACGUCCCGGCCUACAUCGCCGCCCAGGUCUCCGCCUCAAUCUGCGCCUCCUUCGCCCUCAAGGGCGUCUUCCACCCCUUCAUGUCCGGCGGCGUCACCGUGCCUUCCGUCACCACCGGCCAGGCCUUCGCCCUCGAGUUCAUCAUCACUUUCGUCCUCCUCUUUGUUGUCACCGCCGUUGCCACCGACACCCGCGCGGUGGGAGAGUUGGCGGGAAUAGCAGUUGGCGCCACCGUUAUGCUCAACAUUCUUGUUGCAGGGACAUCAACCGGUGCGUCGAUGAACCCGGUGAGGACACUAGGGCCGGCAGUCGCAUCAGGGAAUUACAGGAAGCUUUGGAUAUACCUGGUCGCACCAACCCUCGGCGCUCUCGCCGGAGCUGGUACCUACACCGUCGUGAAGCUGCGGGACACCGAAUCCGACCCACCUCGUCCGGUCAGGAGCUUCCGUCGCUAAGCCUAUCCAUCUCCAUCAUCCCAUCCACCGCCGGCCUCCGGCAACUUUAUCCGUCUAUUCUCUAGACUAGACAAAAGUAUCCAUCAUAUUACUACGUACUUCUAUGUUGUUCAGUGUUUGUUGUGUAAUAAACGCGAUGUGACGACUGAAUGUCCACGCCUGAACUUUUACCCUACUACGUACGUUUUCCUUUGUGUGCUGUAAUAUUUGGACGUAACUGCAUGCAGGUCCGAUAUAGCAUGUUUGAGUUUUACUUCUUAUCGAUCGAGUCAUAUGUACGUUAUAUGGGUUGGUUUCCUG
Linum tenue is the source of this 1818-nucleotide messenger RNA. The record is from the annotation of a GenBank genome assembly. NCBI's taxonomy places the organism in Eukaryota, Viridiplantae, Streptophyta, Magnoliopsida, Malpighiales, Linaceae.